AUGUGUGCCUUAUCCUUUUUUGUUUCAUACUUUCCCUCUCGUUCAUUAAAUUCUCAAAGUUUCACCAGAGAGAACAAAGCCGUCCGUCUCUUCCAACACACAAUGGCAGCUGCUAUUUUGACUAGUGAAUCAACACUCAAAGAAAAUCUCUCUUUAAUUGUGAGCCAAGCAAAAGAUUGGGCAUUAACACAUGGUAUUCUAAUGCGGACCCAACAUUUUCCCUCAUCAUCUGAUGUGGUCAGUUAUGCUCCAUUUGCUUUAUUUCCAUCUGUUAUACCAAAGUCACUUUUUAAUGAAGCAAAAUUAAUACAAACUGAUUUUAAUCUUCUUCUGCAUAAAGUUGCUCAUGACCAUGAUUUUCUUCAAAAGUCAUUGAAAAGUGUCAUUGCAACUGAUGGUUUUACCCAGAAACUGUGGGAUAUUUAUGAAGCUGUUUAUAAUAAUGAAACCAAGAAGUACCAGCCAUUAUGCUUGGGUUUAUUCCGGAGUGAUUAUAUGCUUCAUUUUCCUCAAAAUGAUUCUGUACCUUCCAAAGUCCAACUUAAACAAAUUGAAAUCAAUACCAUUGCUUCCAGUUUUGCUGGUCUUGCAUACAAUAUGGUUUCUUUGCAUAGGUACACAAUGUCAUUACUAAAAUUACCUUUUGGUGAAGAACAGAUUCCACAAAAUAAUUGCAGUGAAGAACUUUCUGCUGGAAUGGUUCAAGCAUGGGAUCUUUACAAGAAACCAGAGGCUGCAAUUUUAUUUUUGAUCUCAUCUGAAGAAAGGAACAUUUUUGACCAACGAUGGUUAGAAUAUGGUGUGUUUAAAUGUAAUCCUACAAUUGCUACUUUACGAUUAACAUUCCAAGACAUACAUGAUCUGGGACAUGUGGAUGAAGAUAACAAUCUUAUUGUCUCUGGCUAUGAAAUUGGUGUUGUGUAUUUUAGAAGUGGCUACUCACCUUGUAGUUACAAAACUCAACAGGAUUGGGAUACAAGAAAAAUGAUUGAAUGUUCAAAUGCUAUUAAAUGUCCAUCAGUAAAUUAUCAUCUUGCUGGCAGUAAAAAGAUUCAGCAGGAAUUGUCCCAACCUGGUGUCUUGGAGAAGUUUAUUCCUGAUCCUCAAAAAGCACAAAGAUUACGAAAGACUUUUGCUAAACAAUAUAGUCUUGAAAUGGGUUUAGAAGGAGAUGAAGCUAUAGGUGAGGCUUUGAAGAAUAUCAAUUCUUUCGUACUGAAGCCACAGAGAGAAGGUGGAGGUAAUAACUUUUUUGGAAAAGAACUCCAGUCUCAACUUCUAAAGCUGAAAGAUUCUGAAGAAAGAACUUCAUAUAUCUUAAUGGAAAGAGUGUUUCCUUCACCCCAAAGAAAUGUCUUAAUACAGCCUGGAAAAUCAGUCAGAUUUGAUGAUGUUAUCAGUGAAUUAGGAAUUUAUGGUGUCAUCAUUGGAGAAGCUGGUCAAGUGCAUUAUAACAAGGAGACUGGUCAUUUAGUAAGAACCAAAACACUGGAAACUGAUGAAGGUGGGAUUGCUGCUGGUUUUGCGGUUUUGGAUUCUCCAUAUUUUAAUUGA
Messenger RNA from Acanthosepion pharaonis, 1554 nucleotides. The record is from the annotation of a GenBank genome assembly. NCBI's taxonomy places the organism in Eukaryota, Metazoa, Mollusca, Cephalopoda, Sepiida, Sepiidae.